Molecule: messenger RNA, 3201 nt
Organism: Exophiala mesophila
Lineage: Eukaryota; Fungi; Ascomycota; Eurotiomycetes; Chaetothyriales; Herpotrichiellaceae
Exons: 2
Coding region: 768-2855 (695 amino acids)
Biological process (GO): regulation of transcription by RNA polymerase II
Cellular component (GO): RSC-type complex; nucleus
Molecular function (GO): DNA binding; DNA-binding transcription factor activity, RNA polymerase II-specific
Source: RefSeq, a predicted model, not a curated record
GCCAAACCCGUCGAGCCUCUUUCCAGGUGCCGCCACAAGCUUGCGGUGCACUGAUGACCUUCGCAUCGGAAACCAAAGGACGUGCACCACUGUUGCUCCAGCUGUUUCCGUGUCGUCCAUACAUCACAUUCUAAACUCUACUGGUCGUCUUUGUUUCUUUCUCUAGAACCAUCACAUCUGGCCAAUAUUCACGGUUCACGGCCAUCUUUCCUUUAUUCCAGACCACCAACGACAGGCUACCGACGAGUUGGCAACAACAUCGCUCAUAUUUCCCCCGAACCUUGUUCCUUCUUGGUACUCCUCCGCCUUGUUUGAAUCAGAGAGCCUGCUUCGGUCAAGCAAAACUACUGGCCUUUUCCUCCGACUAUCAUUCCUCCACUUUCCCACAACAACCACCCUUCAAACACACUGCAUCGUUGUCCCAGGCCUGCUGGCAACUCGCGACCCAAAUCGCCUCAUCCUCUUGUACGAUAUCUUGGUCGCUCGCUCUGCUAUAUUAGCAUCUGUCCAACAAACCUCUUAUCCUCACCUUUCCUUGACUCCACCACGCCGUGUCGCCCGACUUCCGCGGCGUCAAAUACCGUGCUACUCCUCGCCGGUUGUUCCCUGUAUCCUCGUUCCUGGAAAGUUCUUGCCUGGUACUGGCCCUCAUAGACUUCCUGGUCUCGACACAUCUGUUUGCGACCCUGCUGGCCCAAGAGGCCUGAUGCGGCACCUUGCCAUGACUGUGGGAUAAGACGAGCACAACUUGACCAUUCUUGUUCGACAUGGACCUCAGUGAGCAGGAUCUGUAUCAGCAAGCUCUGUAUUCGACACAACAAUUUUCGAGAAAUCCUUACAAAGAUACCCAUUUGGCGUUUCCGCAUCAUCUUCAACAACAACAGCAAUAUUAUGACUUGAACUACACCCCAUAUGUCCUCGGCCAUCAGCAAGGCGUGGACGAAUUCUUUCCUGGCUAUGGAACAGAGUAUGCCGAUUUCAUGUAUCCUGGUAUGGGUCAGGAUGAAUUUGGAGAAAUGGAGGAGAUAUCAACACGACCUCGUUUGACCAAGGAACAAGUUGAGGUUUUGGAGUCUCAAUUUCAGGCGAAUCACAAACCCAACAGCCAGGUCAAACGCCAGCUUGCGAUUCAGACCAAACUCACCUUGCCACGAGUCGCCAACUGGUUUCAAAAUCGUAGAGCCAAGGCCAAACAGCAGAAGAAGCAGGAGGAAUUCGAAGCACAGAACGGUGGAACGGCUAAUGACUCGAAUGGGUCAACCUCGUCCAAACCUGCCUCGGCCGGCCCAUCGUCGCCGACAAAGUCGAUUUCAUCUCCCAGCAAACGCUCAGUGUCUUCUCGACAUGCUUCACCGUCGCCCACCAGAGUGAGGGACACAUCCAAGGAAGCCAGUUGGGCCUCCCUUCAGCGCGCUCUUAACUCGGCCAAGGUCGCCCAGGCUACACAACCACAGCCAGGCCAGAUCAAGCCGAGUAUGGCACCUCCAGGACUUCCACUACAGGCGACUGCCAUGAACCUACCAAUCAGAUCCAGUCGGCCCAAUUCAGUCGCGCAGCAUCCUUUGGGGGAGCCAUGGGCGGUGCAACGGCCAGCCGGAGAACCAUAUCCAUCUCCAAUCACCUUACAAGACACCUCAUUCGAUUUCGGCUUUGAUCAAGAUACUUUCACCUCACAGCAGGCUGUCGAACAACCAGAAGCUCCGACCGAUUACUCCUCAAGCGCAUUUGUGGUCACUCCCGAGGACUGGGAGGAGCCAUUGGCCACGCCCAAGAAUGCUGCCGGCAGCUUUGACCCGUCUGCUGCUCUUCCAUCUCCAGGCUUGACAGGCCCAUCCUACCCCGGCUCGCGGCGUCAAUCCACCACGGACGAUCUGUCCAACAACUUCGGAAACUUUGCCUUGGCGAGCAGUUCACCCAACAUUGUCAAGGCAAGGAGGCAAUCAGAGACCAUUCGUGCUCCCGAGAACGGCAACCUUGACAUUGCAGCGAGAAGAAAACGACCACGGCCGGCGCCAUUGACUUCAUCGUCGCUGCGAAGUCGAUCAUAUGGGGCCAUGACGUCGGUGUCACCCACAUUCCGCCACGGAACUGCCACGCCUCAGGCACCUCAUACGGUCAGACACGUCAAAUCUGCGGGCCAUGGCCUCAACUCUCGAUUUGCAGGGGUGCGUAAGGCGAGCUCGGCGCAGAGGUCUCCAAUGUGUGUUUCGACAUUCGCGGAGAAUGAAGCCUUUCAUCAAUUGAUGGCGCAGCAGGCGAUGGCGGCACAAUCAUUGGCAGAUUUGCCUCAGCCUAUGCUGUCGCCCGGUGUCAUUUCUGGCAGUCGUGUGCAUGAACCGGAGAAGAACCCAUUCUUUGCUCACAACAUCGAAAUGCCACACUCGUAUCAACAGUCUCUCCACAUCACCACUGCAUCCCCACCCAUCACACCGUUGGCAAGCGAUUUCCUCAACCACGGUGUGCCGUCGCAGCCAGCGUUUGUUCCAGCGUCUGCACCACCACAGUAUGCGUCAUUUCCUGACUACACGCCGCCAUACUCUGCGGGGCCUAUGACCAACAGUAGUUGGUCGGAUGCUCCUUUGACUUCGCCCGAUGGCACGGCAUUUCCUUCAUCGUCGUAUAUGGGGUACAUCAAUCAAGGCGAUGGUCUCCCAGCCAACUUUCAACAGUUUGUUUUGGCCUCGGACAAGACCGACAUUUCAAUCGAUGGCAUGAAUGACCACAAGAAAACAGAAUUCUAUAUCCAAGAAUUCCCCAACCAACGACGAGAACAUGCUCAUGUCGCCCAGCAACUGCCAAAUCAGACUCCCAAGAGCUACACAUUUGCUAAUUUCGCCCCCCAGGAUUAUGACUAGGUCAAUUGGACCAGACCAAAGAAUCUAUUGCCAUGUUUUUGCCAACUGGAAAUGUGUACGGAUACAACAGACAAUGUUUGAAUAUUUUUGAGCGAUUUGGAUACCAAAAUGAAAGAGGAGGACAUUCAUUCAUGGAAUUAACCAGCAAAGACCAUUCUCUCAAGGGUGAGGAAUGCAGAUGGUUAGAAAUGUGAACUUUAGUAUUGGGGGCGCUCCACGGUACUCUCACUGGUGGGACAUAAUCCACACCGAGCAGACAGUACCAUGGAUAUGACAACACGUGUAGCAAGAUUAAUAACAGACCCGUGACGGCCGCUAGCCUAUUGAAUGGGCAUUUUCCACCUUU